This is a messenger RNA of Monodelphis domestica (gray short-tailed opossum), 3120 nucleotides long. It is a transcript of the gene PGGHG, whose product is annotated as protein-glucosylgalactosylhydroxylysine glucosidase. NCBI's taxonomy places the organism in Eukaryota, Metazoa, Chordata, Mammalia, Didelphimorphia, Didelphidae. Gene Ontology annotation, molecular function: protein-glucosylgalactosylhydroxylysine glucosidase activity. The record is from RefSeq and is a predicted model, not a curated record. Gene Ontology annotation, biological process: carbohydrate metabolic process. Gene Ontology annotation, cellular component: cytosol.
UCCAUCUCCCGACUCCACGUGGGCGCCUGAGGAGGGGGCGGGGCCUGCUGGCUCCCCUCUUCCGAGUGCAGAGCGCCGCCCUACUGGCCGCCCCGGGGAGAGCAGCCCCAGAGCCCUCCCCUGCUGCUUCACCCCGAGCAGGAAGAGGGAAGGAGGGCAAGGACGGGACACUUAGAGGACACCGACUGUGUGCCGGGACGGCGUCUGCCAACUGAGGCGACUGGAUCCGGCCCACCGUCUGCAGCGGGACUGGAACUCGGGGCUUCUGGCCACCAGGCUCCGGGCUGCCGCCGGGUCACUUAGCUAGAGAGCGCGGUGGACCGGCCAGCUUUGAGAGCAGGGCCGGCUGGGCCCCAGGCUUCUCUUCGCCGCCUGUCCAGAUCUAGUGACCCCGCAUUUUAAGGAAGGGAAACCCCAAAGCGAACCGGGGGUGGCUGCAGCCUCCCUUCGUCCUCUUCACCAAAGGCACAGACAGGGCAUACCGGGCUCCCGACUUCAUUUCCCACCUCUGGGCCUUUGCAUAGGCCCGGCCCUCCUCCUGGCUCAGCCUUCCUACUCCACUUAUGGGAUUAGAAACCCCGCCCCGGACAGGCUGGCGCGGCCGGGGCGGGGCGGGGCGGGGGGCGGAGUCGCAGCGCCCGGGCUCCCCAGACUCCCCGCCCUGGCUAUUUCGCGAUCUGAAGCUCCUGAGCCCCUAAAGAGCCGCUCGUAGAAUCAACCCGGAGGAGCCAAGGACGCUAACCGCGCGGAGCUGGAGAGCAGCCAGGGGACCCCGGGAACUGGGCUGGCCCGGCUGGGCAGGGAGGAGGAUCCCGGCACUCGGGGCCAGUUUCCUGCCCCGUGACGUGGAGGACGUGGGGGAGGGGCCCCGGCCUCGGCCUCUGCCUCUGCCCGCCCAGCAAGGCUUCCCGCUAGCGCGCCAGCAGCCCGCAGCAGCUCGCAGAUGGAGGACGACCCCACCGUGUUCAGCUGCCGCUCCCUGCCCGAGGACCCCCGCCUCCUGGCCCCCGUGACCAGUGCGUGCGUGGGCACCCAGGUGUACAGGGACGCCCUGCACGUGAGCGGCGUGUACAACGGGGCCGGGCCCGACACGCACCGCGCCCACCUCCCGAGCCCCCUCAACGUCCGGCUGCUGGCCCCCGCCGCCCGGGAGACCUUCGCGCUGGACACGAAGACAGGUACUUUUGUCCACAGCCUGCAGGGCGCCGACUUCUGGGCCCGGCAGCGAGUGUACGCCCACCGCGCCCUUCCGCGCCUGCUCGUGCUCAGCGUGGACCUCGGGCGCUGCGGCCCCAGCACGGGGCGGCCCAUCACGGUGCGCCUCCAGGCUGACUUCAGCCCGCACAGCCCGGACGUAGCCUUGCAGGCGGGCCCCGACUUCCGGGGUGCUCGGUACCUGCACGGACGCACGCUGGUCCCCGAGCAGCCCGGCUGCGCCCUGGCCGAGGUGCACCUGCUGUGGAUGCCGGUGCCGCUCACGCUGAGCCUGGCGGCGGACGAGCAGGAGCGCACGUGGGACUUCCUGACGCUGGUGGCGGGCAGCCGGGCGCAGGCCGAGGCCCAGUUCCUGGAGGCCCUGAGCAUGCGCGCGGCCGGCACCCUGUUCCCGCGCCACUCGGCGGCCUGGGCGGAGCUGUGGGAGGCCUGGGCCGCGGACCUGGAGGGGCCCCUCGCCCUGAGGCAGGCCCUGCGGGGGUGCCUCUACUACACGCUCAGCGCGCUCCCGCCCCCGGGCUGCCCGGAGCCCUUCCACGGGCUCAGCCCUGGCGGACUCUCCAACGGGGGCUUCGGCCAGUGCUACUGGGGCCACGUCUUCUGGGACCAGGACGUCUGGAUGUUUCCCAGCAUCCUCCUGUUGGAGCCCACCGCAGCCCGGAGCAUCCUGGAGUACCGAAUCCGGACGCUGGCCGGGGCCUUGGCCAACGCCGAGCUGCUGGGAUUUCAGGGUGCCAAGUUUGCCUGGGAAAGCGCCAUUUCGGGCAGAGAGGUGUGCCCUGAGGAGAUCUACGGGACCCAAGAGAUCCACGUGAACGGGGCGGUGCUGCUGGCCUUUCAGCUCUAUUACCAGGCCACGCAGGACAUGCAGCUUUUCUGCGAGGCGGGGGGCUGGGACGUGGUCCGCGCUGUGGCCGACUUCUGGUGUAGCCGGGUCACGUGGUGCCCGGAGGAGCAGAACUACCACCUCCGAGGGGUGAUGCCCCCUGACGAGUACCACCCCGGGGUCAACAACUCCGUCUACACCAACGUCUUGGCUCAGACCGGCCUGCGCUUCGCCGCCGAGCUGGCCCGGGACCUGGGCCGGCCAGUGCCCGACCUGUGGGUGACGGUGGCCGAGAAGAUGAAGGUGCCCUUCGACGCGGAGCGGAACUACCACCCGGAGUUCGACGGCUACGAGCCUGGACAGACGGUCAAGCAGGCCGACGUGGUGCUCCUGGGCUACCCCGUGCCCUACGGCCUGAGCCCCGAGGUCCGGAGGGCGAACCUGGAGGCGUACGAAGCUGCGACCUCGUGCCGGGGCCCCGCGAUGUCCUGGAGCAUGUUUGCUGUGGGCUGGCUGGAGCUGAAGGAGCCCCAGAAGGCCCAGGAACAGCUCCGGAAGUGCUUCUCCAACAUCUCGGAGCCCUUCAAGGUGUGGACGGAGAACGCGGACGGCUCGGGCGCUGUGAACUUCCUGACCGGGAUGGGGGGCUUCCUGCAGGCGGUGCUGUUCGGCUUCACCGGCCUCAGGAUCACCAGGGCCGGCCUGCUCUUCGACCCCGCGUGCUCGGCCCCGGUUCUCUCCGUGCGGCUCCCGGGGGUCUCCUAUCUGGGCCACAAGCUCCGCCUGCACUUCUCCGAGGAGGCGGUGACCAUCGAAGUGACGGCCUCGGAGGGCCCCGGGGCCCCGCCCCUGGAGGUGGAGCUGCGGCCUUCUGGGCAGCGGCUCCCCCUGCCCGUGGGACUCGAGAUCUCCUUCCCCGCCGCUGCCGGGAGGAUCCAGAGGGCGCCGGUGUAGAACCUGGGGGCCCCCACCGACUUAGGGAGCGCCGCCUCCAGUCCUGACGGCGGCAUUCAAGGCCUGCCUGCCCUCACCUGGCCCCGCCCAUGCCUUCCCAGACUCAAUAAACGUUGGCGGCCCCA